Molecule: messenger RNA, 1212 nt
Organism: Mytilus trossulus (common blue mussel)
Lineage: Eukaryota; Metazoa; Mollusca; Bivalvia; Mytilida; Mytilidae
Exons: 2
Coding region: 15-719 (234 amino acids)
Source: RefSeq, a predicted model, not a curated record
UGCUGUUUUACCAUAUGAAAUACAGCAGACCACCUCUAUGUUUUCAACCUAUAAAUAUAUCACAAAGAUGUCAUAGACUAAUGAUAAUUCUGAUAAUAAGCGGUGAUAUAUCAUUAAAUCCUGGUCCAGUAAAGAAUCCAUGUGGCCUAUGCCAUAGACCAGUUGCUAAAAACCAUCGUGCAAUAUACUGUGAAUCAUGCUACUGCUGGUGGCAUAUCAAAUGUGCGAACAUCACCCCAACAGAUUAUAAGAUGUGGGGCAAUACUGACGAUCCAUGGGUAUGUCCAGAGUGCAACUCGUUUCACUUCAGCGACUCCUAUUUCAACAAUUCCUAUGAGAUCAAUAGUAAUGAGGAAAACUCUUUCUCCUCACUUUCAUCAUCACUUAUUUACCAAAAUGACACAUUAGCCAGUAAUGACUCACCAAGUGAAAAUGAUGUAUUUGACCAACUCAGAGAACUUAAAAAGAGACAUCCAAUGCAACUCACCUGUGCAUACUUAAAUAUAAAUAGCCUAAGACAUAAAUUUUGCUUAAUCGAAGACUUGCUAUCAUCUAGUCUAGUUGAAAUGUUAUUUAUUGCUGAAACUAAAAUAGACAGUUCUUUUCCAGAUGCUCAGUUUCGUGUAAAUGACUAUCAUUUUUGGAGAGCAGAUAGAAAUCAGAACGGGGGAGGACUUGUCGCAUAUGCUCGAUCAGAUCUGAUACCAAAAUUUAGCUGAAAUACCAGACGUAAGAACAACAAGGUAUGGCUUGAAAUCUUUCAGAUAUUCUGCUGCCAAACUAUGGAAUGAGUUGCCAAACCACUUUAGAACUGAAACAUCUUUUACCCAAUUCAAGAGUCUAAUAAACUCAUGGAAUGGCAACUCAUGCCAUUGCAAUGCAUGUGCAUAGUUUUAUAUUUUAUGUUAUAGCUUGAAAUAUAAUAGUGCUGCUUCUUGUGAAUGUUUGCUAAGCUUUUUAUAAUUUGUGAAUGCUGUGCUUUAGUUUUUAUGUUUGCUUUUAGUGCUUAUGCAUGUGUAUAAUAUAGUAUUUAAUAGUGCAGCCUAAAUGUGCAUGAAAUGUAUGUUCUAUGUCUUUUAUGUUUUAAUAUUUGUAUUGUGUAUUAUUGUUAUGUAAAUGUAUGCGUUUGUCGGUUAUAAAAGCUCAGAGAGCUUAUGUUUAUUUGUUAUAUGACAUGCCGACUAUAAAUAAAGCUUUGAAUUGAAUUGAAUU